GUAAAAGAUUAGGGUUUGAUAAGUUUCGAAUUCGUCCUAUAUCUCUGCAGGAGAAAAGUUUCGAAUUCAGGUGAACACUGAACAUCCAAUUUCGUGUCUUUGAUUCCUUAUUUGCUUUGCUGUGUUGUUUUCAUACAUGAUUUCUUGCUUUGAGUUGUUAUAUCACCAGCAAUGAUUCCAGGUCCAGGUUCAAACCCUAACUAGUCGAACUAUUGUUGUUACUUUUUAAUUUGCUAACAAUAAUACUGUACUCAUAAUUCUUUUUUUUUUCUUCGGUAAACCACUCAUAAUUCUUUUUUAAUAAGAAUGGACAUUGCUUCAUUUGAAAGUGAAAAAAAAGAAAAGGAUUUUUAUUUAUUUAUUUAUCGGACCUGCUUGAUUGAUAAAUAUGUGUGAAUUGAUGAUGAGGAAGUGACAAUGUAAGUGGAAAGUUACUUCUCUGAUACUACACUUUGGUGUACUUAUUUAACAGUGUAUCAUGCGAAAAUUUUAAGCGUGAAAUUUGAUUUUGUUUUCCUCAUUGAAAUCAUAAUUUAUAUCAAAAAAAUUUUCCCCUAGAUUUGUGUUAGGGGUAUUACUUGUAGUAAUAUUAGUAUCAUGGAUGAGAUAGCCAGGAAGAAAAGUUCUGCGAUUGACAGAAGCAACUGGGAGAGUAGUUUUGAGCUGGAGGCAACUGAAGGAAAUAAAAAGAAGAACAAGGAAAGAAAGAGAAAGCAUGCUACUCAUAAAAUACUCAAAUUGAAUGAAACUCCUGUGGAAAAUUGUACUGGUGAAGCAGCUGACAAACAAACUUGCUCUGUUGAAGGGAACAACAUUCCAUUCAUGUGGAAUAGGGAAGAAGAGAUCCAAAUCCAUAAGAGGAAGAAGAAAAAGGGGAGAAAAGAUAUUGAAGUGAUGAAUAGUAACAUUGCUGAUGAUGAAGAAAUGCAGCUCUUGGAUGACAACCAACAAAGCAAGAUGAAGAAAAGAAAAAAUUAUGAAGAUUCAUUUACUGGAACACAAGAAAUGGGUUAUUCGAAACCAAGCAAAAAAGGCAAAAUGACAGAGUGUAAUGAGAUAAAAAACAAUGGAGGUGAUCCUCCUUUGGAUAGAGUCAGCACAGGAAAUGCUAAUGCACAUUCUCUUGUCGCUGAAGUUGAUUGUGGAGGAAAGAAGAUGGAGAAGAAGAAGAAGAAGAAACUGAGCAACAAAAGUAAAAGCACAGUAAGAGACUGUAAAGGCAAUGAAGGUGAUCAUUCUGUUGUAACUGGAGAGGGGCAAGACAAGAAGACGAAGAUGGAGAAGAUACUGAGCAAGAAAAUCAAAAGAAAUCAAGAUGAAGAGUAUACAACCAAUGGAGGCGAGCCGCGUUUGGCUGAAAGCAAUAUAGUUGAUCUACCUUUAGUCAAAACGAAUGAAGGUGAAAAUGAUGACCAAGGCAAGAAGCUGAAGAAGAAGAAGAAGCUGAAUGAAGAAAGCAAACGUAAGGAAUAUGACGAGUUUGCAAGCAACGAAGGUGAAGAUGAUGACCAAGGCAAGAAGAUGAAGAAGAAGAAGAAGAAACUUAGCGACAAAAGCAAAAGUAAGGCAAACAGUGAGUUUAAAACCAAUGAAGGUGAUCUAUCUUUGGCUGGAGGAGAUGCUAAUGUACAUUGCAAUGUCACUGAAGUUGAUGAUCAAGGCAAGAAGAUGAAGAAAAAGAAGAAAACCAAGGCAGGUACUGGGGAAUCUCCUAACCCUGCACCUGGUGGAACAUCCAAACCCAAACGAGUAACUUUUUCUGACCAAGUGGAGGUUUGUUGUGAUGGCUUAGUGCGUGGGAAAAGGUUUACAAAAGAAGAAGAUGAGAAGAUUAAAGAGGCUGUUUUUGACUAUAUAGAGUCUCAUGGUUUGGGAGAUGAAGGUCUAGAUAUGAUUCUCCAUUGCAGAUCUCAUCCUGAGAUUAGAGAUUGUUGGAAGGAAAUUGGAGCAGCCUUUCCUGAGAGGCCUUACCUUAGCGUGUAUUAUCGUGCUCAUAUUUUGUUUGAAAGAGAUGAGAAACGUAAGUGGACACCUGAAGAGCUUGAAUUUAUACGAAAGGUCCAGGAACAACAUGGAUCAGAUUGGAAAUCGAUAGCUGAAGCAUUGGGUAAAAACCGAUUUCAUGUAAAGGAUGCAUGGCGUAGAAUAAAAUUAACCAAUACAAACAAAGGACGAUGGUCCCAAGAGGAGUAUCAAAAUUUAUUUGAUUUAGUAAACCUGGAUUUACGCGCAAGGGCUUUAGAGGAUUGUAGAAAAUCAAAACAUGGUAUGUUGCGAGAUAAUAUUAGUUGGGAGGCAAUUGGCAACAUGUUCUCCUCUAGAACCAGCCAACGCUGCUGCAAAAAGUGGUAUGAGCAAUUAACAUCACCUAUGGUUGCUAAUGGUGUAUGGAGUGAUACUGAUGACUACCGCCUGAUAAAUGCUUUAUUUACUUUGGAUGCUUGCUGCAUGGAGGACGUAGACUGGGACAAUUUGCUUGAACAUAGAUCUGGGGAUGUGUGUAGAAAACGAUGGAACCAAAUGGUCCAAUAUAUUGGAGAGCAUGGGAGGAAAUCAUUUGCUGAACAGGUGGAAAUCCUUGUGAAGAGAUUUUGUCCCGAUUUAUUGGAAGCAAGAGAAGCCUUUGAUAACAAACCUGUAGUUUGUUGAGGUUAUAAUCUGUGGUUUUCCUGAGCUUUUCGCUCUUCAGCGCCCUACUAUGUCUUAAGAACCAGCCUCCAAGUUCUUUGCUCCUUUUCCCAGGUCCAUGAUGUUCCACCCUCUUCUGUUGGUUUGGCUUCCUGCAUGUGGUUCCCCCCUCCCAGCUUCAGCUCUACAUUGUGCCCCCAACUCUAGCUCUCAUGUUUUUAUUACUCCCUUCUUGUGGUCUUAUGCUGCAAUAUGAUAAUUUCUGUUAAGAAGUGCUCAAAGAACUACAAUGUUAUCUAACAAAACUUUGCUCACAGACUUUAAAUUAAUCAUCUAAAGUAGAUAACUGCAAUAUCAUAAUGUGUUGGUUGCAAAAUCAUAUAUACCAUUACUGCUUAUUGACUUCUCUGUAGUAAGCAGUUCAAGAAGACAAACAGAAAUUUGUUGGUUCUUGGGGGAACUGACUACAAUUAAGGCUUGACAUACCCAUUAUGUUGGAGCUGAAGGUCCAUUAUGCUUUAGUUUUAAACAAAUGUGCCUUUAUUCAUCAUUGGGUAUUAUUCCUCUGCUGCAAAAGGCAUGUCUGAUGCUGUGGACAGUUACUUUCUCUUUCCCCAUUCUGUCAAGAAUGUUUUUGCAUGUGGGAUCUCUUGUAAAUUCAUUUAUUUU
Molecule: messenger RNA, 3297 nt
Organism: Gastrolobium bilobum
Lineage: Eukaryota; Viridiplantae; Streptophyta; Magnoliopsida; Fabales; Fabaceae
Exons: 2
Coding region: 598-2649 (683 amino acids)
Source: RefSeq, a predicted model, not a curated record